CUGUGGGCGGGGUUACAUGUCGAGCAAGGCUUGCCCGGUCACCUGUCUCAGCUGUCAGCUGUGCUAGAUCUUAAAGAUGGCAGGAAAUAAGUCUUACACUAUAGUAGAAUAUUUCGGGGGAGAAGAUGGCUACCGAUGUGGUUACUGUAAAAGCCAAACGGGAAACUUCUCUCGUGGGAUGUGGUCCCACACCAUGACAGUACAAGACUACCAAGACCUCAUAGAUCGAGGAUGGAGAAGAAGUGGGAAGUAUGUUUACAAACCCAUAAUGCAGAAGACAUGCUGUCCACAGUAUACCAUCAGAUGCCACGCUCUGAAAUUCCAGCCUUCCAAAUCCCACAAGAAAAUCCUGAAGAAGAUGAACAGAUUUAUAUCCAAAGGGGAGCUGCAAAAGGGGCAGGAAGAUUGUGCAGGUGAGCCAAUGGACUCGGUGUGUGAAGAGGCAGGACCACAGGAACUGAGGAAAGUACAUUUAAAGUGCACCGCUCUCACAGGCAUUCAGAAGGAUGCUACAGAGUUUCCAUCUACCACAGAAGUUCAGAAGGAGGCAGCAGAUGCCACACCUACAGGCUCGCAAACAUCACAAAAUGAUCCAGUGUCUGUACUGGCUGGGACCACAACAUCCGCAGCUCCCAAACCAGGGAAUGGAGCCGAUCCUAGCCGCCCGCCGUGUAGGAAGGCCAAAGAGUUGAGGAAAGAGCGGCGUCUUCAGAAAGAACAAAUGAGGCAAAAUGGCGACGGCGUUUCCUCCACUGUCUCUCCUACCCAACCCACUCCUAGUCAAAACAACCAAUCAAAAACAUUGGAAGAAUUCAUCAGCGAAUCAUUGCCUGAAAACUCUGCUCAUUGCCUUGAGGUGAGGCUAGUGCGCUCCAAUCCCCCUAGCCCGCAGUUCAAAGCUUCUUUCGACGCCUCCUACCAGGUGUACAAACUCUACCAGAUGGGCAUUCACAAGGACCCUCCUGACAAACCCACCGAGAGCCAGGUGAGGCUAGUGCCAGUGAACUUUGAGGACCCUCAAUUCAUGGCGUCGUAUCAGCAGUCGUCAGCGCUGUACGCCCAAUACCAGAUGGCCAUUCAUGGUGAUGACCCCAGCGAAUGUAGUGAGAGUGAGUUCAAGAGAUUUCUCUGUGAUUCACCGUUAGAGGCAGAAUAUGCUCCAGAUGGGCCUGAGGUGGGCUACGGCUCCUUCCACCAGCAGUACUGGCUGGAUGGACGUAUUGUGGCAGUGGGGGUGAUUGAUAUCCUGCCUACCUGUGUGUCCUCCGUCUACUUGUACUACCAUCCCGACUUUAACUCACUGUCUCUGGGCUCCUACUCUGCUCUCAGGGAGAUCGCUUUUACCAAGCAGCUGCAGAAACAGUCUCCCAAGCUGUCCUACUACUACCUGGGCUUUUACAUUCACUCCUGCCCCAAGAUGCGGUAUAAGGGGCAGUACCGGCCUUCUGACCUCCUGUGCCCAGAAACCUAUGUCUGGGUAUCGAUAGAGCGAUGCAUCCCCCUUCUUGACAACUCCCGCUACGCUCGUUUGAACCAGGAUCCUGAUUUAGGAGAUGCUCGGGCCGUGAGGGAUUUGGGCAGAGCUCUGGUGCUAUACAGACGGACUGUCAUGCCCUAUGCAGCCUACUCCCGCAAACGCAAGGGCUCCAGCGACGAGAUGGAGGUGCAGCAGUACGCCAGCUUGGUUGGCCAGGACUGUGCUGAAAGGAUUUUGCUUUAUCGCUCGUAAACACAACACAUCAUAUUACCUUUGAAUAAACAUAAAUACAUA
Messenger RNA from Pundamilia nyererei, 1771 nucleotides. It is a transcript of the gene ate1, whose product is annotated as arginyltransferase 1. Gene Ontology annotation, biological process: protein arginylation. Gene Ontology annotation, molecular function: arginyl-tRNA--protein transferase activity. The record is from RefSeq and is a predicted model, not a curated record. The transcript is spliced from 13 exons. Bases 77 to 1729 code for a protein of 550 amino acids. Gene Ontology annotation, cellular component: cytoplasm. NCBI's taxonomy places the organism in Eukaryota, Metazoa, Chordata, Actinopteri, Cichliformes, Cichlidae.